This is a messenger RNA of Ostertagia ostertagi, 237 nucleotides long. The record is from the annotation of a GenBank genome assembly. NCBI's taxonomy places the organism in Eukaryota, Metazoa, Nematoda, Chromadorea, Rhabditida, Trichostrongylidae.
AUGCCUCGUUACUGUCUUUUUGGUGAUACUGUAAAUACUGCAAGCAGAAUGGAAAGCAAUGGAAAACCUGGAAAGAUUCAUUUGUCAUCUGAGGCUCAACAACUUCUAAUGGAAGUUGGAGGAUUUGAAGUCGAAUCAAGAGGAGAAGUCAUUAUCAAGGGAAAAGGAGUGAUGGAGACCUACUGGCUGACUGGUCGCAGCGGCGACCUGUAUCGCGCAUCAAUUUCACCGAUUUAG